AUGGGACAGACAGUGACUACCCCCUUAAGCCUGACCCUAAGCCACUGGAGCGACGUCCGGGACCGGGCAAACAACCAGUCGGUGGAAAUAUGGAAAAAGAAAUGGGUCACCUUCUGUUCCUCCGAAUGGCCCACUUUCAAUGUAGGAUGGCCACGCGAUGGCACCUUUAACCUCGAUAUUAUUUCUCAGGAGGAAGCCAAAGUUUUCAGCCCCGGGCCCCAUGGACACCCCGAUCAGGUGCCCUACAUUGUCACCUGGAGGGCUCUAGCUUCAGACCCCCCACUUUGGAUCCAGCCCUUUGUUCCCCUUCCUAAACCCUGCUCUUCCCCUAUCACCCCCACCACCCCGCCUCCCCUAAGAGAGCAAUUGUCCCAUCUCCAACCCACUCCUCCUCCACCUACUCCUACUUCCUCUUCUCUUUACCCCGCCCUCACCCCGCUCCAAGAUAAGUCCCCAAAACCCCCCAAGCCUGCUCCCGUUUUGCCUCCAGACACGGGGUCCCCUCUUAUCGACCUGUUAACAGAAGAACCUCCUCCAUACCCAGAGGCUGCAACAGAAGAGCGAGAGCCUAGUUCUCUGGCGUCACCCAUUGUGGGGCGACUUAGGGAUCGACGUGUGCAGCCUCCAAGCCAAGCCUCCCAGGCUUUCCCCUUGAGGGAGGGUCCAAAUGGUCAGCCACAGUAUUGGCCCUUUACCGCUUCUGACCUUUAUAACUGGAAGCAACAUAACCCCCCCUUCUCUAAGGACCCCGUCGCCCUGACUAACUUGAUUGAAUCUAUUCUAGUUACCCAUCAAACCACUUGGGAUGAUUGUCAACAGCUGUUGCAGACUCUGCUGACCUCGGAGGAAAAGCAGAGAGUCCUCCUGGAAGCCCGAAAGAACGUACCGGGCGAUGAUGGGCGACCAACCCAGUUGCCCAAUGAGAUCGACACAGCCUUUCCCUUAACCCGCCCAAAUUGGGAUUUCGCCACACCUGCAGGUAGGGAGCACCUACGUCUCUAUCGCCAGUUGCUCAUAGCGGGUCUCUGAGCAUCCGCGAGACGGCCCACUAAUUUGGCUCAGGUUAAGCAAGUAAUACAGGGGAAGGAAGAAACACCUUCUGCCUUUCUAGAAAGACUUAAGGAGGCUUAUAGAAUGUACACCCCGUAUGACCCUGAUGAUGAAGGGCAAGCAACUAGUGUAUCGAUGUCCUUUAUCUGGCAGUCAAGCCCUGACAUUAGGAGCAAAUUACAGAGAUUAGAAGGGCUACAGGGGUAUACGCUGUCUGACUUAUUAAAAGAGGCAGAAAAGGUGUUCAAUAAGAGAGAAACUCCAGAAGAGAAAGAGGAGAGAAUGUGGUUAAGAAUGAAAGAGGCACAGGACGAGAGAGACAAGAAGCGGAGCAAGGAAUUGACUAAGGUAUUGGCCACCGUAGUUACUCAGGGACAGAACAGAGAGGAAGUCAGACUGGGAGAGCGAAAACGAAGAGGGACCAAACUAGACAAAGACCAGUGUGCCUAUUGGAAGUCGGGGCCAGGAGCCCCCCCUGAGCCCAGGAUAACUUUAAGCGUCGGGGGGCAGCCAGUUACCUUCCUAGUAGACACCGGGGCCCAGCAUUCAGUCCUAACCCAGACUCUAGGACCACUCAGCAACCGAACUGCUUGGGUACAAGGAGCAACUGGAGGAAAGAACUAUCGGUGGACCACGGAACGCAGGGUCCAGCUGGCUACCGGUAAGGUGACGCAUUCAUUUUUACACGUACCCGAUUGCCCCUACCCGUUACUGGGAAGAGACCUUCUAACCAAGCUAAAGGCCCAAAUCCACUUCAACCCGGAAGGGGCGGUGAUAACAGGCCCCAACGGGGGACCCUUACAGGUACUAACCCUCCAUUUGGAGGAAUAUAGACUAUAUGAACCUGAACAACCCUCAGAGGUCCAAAAUGGAGCCUGGCUAAAAGAAUUCCCUACAGCCUGGGCGGAAACGGGGGGCAUGGGAAUGGCUCAUCAACAACCCCCUCUCUUAAUCCAACUCAAGGCAACAGCCACCCCAGUGUCGAUAAAGCAGUACCCAAUGUCUCACGAAGCCCGCCAAGGCAUAAGGCCCCAUAUUAAGAGACUUCUCGAUCAAGGAAUCCUAAUUCCCUGCCGGUCACCUUGGAAUACACCUCUCUUACCAGUAAAAAAACCCGGCACAGGAGAUUACCGGCCAGUACAGGAUCUGAGAGAAGUUAACAAAAGAGUUGAGGACAUACAUCCCUCCGUGCCCAAUCCAUAUAAUCUACUGAGCACCCUGCCCCCCUCCCAUGGAUGUUAUAUGGUGCUAGAUUUGAAAGAUGCCUUUUUCUGUUUAAGACUACAUCCAGUGAGCCAACCACUCUUCGCCUUUGAGUGGAGGGACCCAGAUCUUGGGAUCUCAGGACAGUUAACUUGGACCCGGCUUCCCCAGGGUUUCAAGAACAGUCCCACUCUGUUUGACGAGGCGCUGCACAGAGACUUAGCUGAUUUCCGGGUGCAGCAUCCCUCCCUGGUACUUCUUCAAUAUGUCGAUGAUCUCCUCUUGGCUGCUAACACCAAGGAAAACUGCCUGAACGGCACUAAAGCCCUCUUACGGGCACUGGGACAGUUAGGGUAA
Molecule: messenger RNA, 2610 nt
Organism: Neogale vison (American mink)
Lineage: Eukaryota; Metazoa; Chordata; Mammalia; Carnivora; Mustelidae
Exons: 2
Biological process (GO): proteolysis; virion assembly
Molecular function (GO): aspartic-type endopeptidase activity
Source: RefSeq, a predicted model, not a curated record